Messenger RNA from Botrytis byssoidea, 1893 nucleotides. RefSeq lists its product as uncharacterized. Gene Ontology annotation, molecular function: ATP binding; misfolded protein binding; heat shock protein binding. The record is from RefSeq and is a predicted model, not a curated record. Gene Ontology annotation, cellular component: nucleus; cytoplasm; plasma membrane. NCBI's taxonomy places the organism in Eukaryota, Fungi, Ascomycota, Leotiomycetes, Helotiales, Sclerotiniaceae. The transcript has 3 exons. Gene Ontology annotation, biological process: vesicle-mediated transport; cellular response to unfolded protein; protein refolding. The coding region runs from base 1 to 1893 and encodes 630 amino acids.
AUGGCUCCAGCUAUUGGUAUCGAUUUGGGAACUACCUACUCUUGUGUAGGUAUCUUCCGUGACGACAGAAUCGAAAUUAUCGCCAACGACCAAGGAAACCGUACCACUCCUUCCUUCGUUGCUUUCACAGAUACCGAGCGUCUGAUCGGAGAUGCCGCCAAGAACCAAGUCGCCAUGAACCCAAUCAACACUGUCUUCGAUGCUAAGCGUUUGAUUGGUCGUAAGUUCGCAGACUCUGAGGUUCAAGCCGAUAUGAAGCACUUCCCAUUCAAGGUCAUUGACCGUGCCGGAAAGCCAGUUAUCGAGGUUGAGUUCAAGGGAGAGAACAAGCAAUUCACACCAGAAGAAAUCUCUUCUAUGAUCUUGGUCAAGAUGAGGGAGACUGCUGAGGCUUACCUCGGAGGAACUGUCAACAACGCUGUCGUCACUGUUCCAGCCUACUUCACCGAUUCUCAACGUCAAGCCACCAAGGACGCUGGUCUCAUUGCUGGUCUUAACGUUCUCCGUAUCAUCAACGAACCUACCGCUGCUGCCAUUGCUUACGGUUUGGACAAGAAGAUUGAGGGUGAACGUAACGUUCUCAUCUUCGAUCUUGGUGGAGGAACCUUCGAUGUUUCUCUUUUGACCAUUGAGGAGGGUAUCUUCGAGGUCAAGUCCACCGCUGGUGACACUCACUUGGGUGGUGAGGACUUCGACAACCGUCUUGUUAACCACUUUGUUAAUGAAUUCAAACGAAAGCACAAAAAGGAUCUUUCUUCCAACGCUCGUGCCCUCCGUCGUCUCCGAACUGCUUGCGAACGUGCUAAGCGUACUCUUUCUUCAUCCGCACAAACCUCCAUCGAAAUUGACUCUCUCUUCGAGGGUAUCGAUUUCUACACCUCCAUCACCCGUGCUCGUUUCGAGGAACUCUGCCAGGACCUCUUCCGUUCCACCACCACCCCAGUCGACCGUGUCCUCGCUGAUGCUAAGAUCGACAAAUCCAGAGUCCACGAGAUUGUCCUUGUCGGUGGUUCUACCCGUAUCCCACGUAUCCAAAAGCUCAUUACCGACUACUUCAACGGUAAGGAGCCAAACAAGUCCAUCAACCCUGAUGAGGCUGUUGCAUACGGUGCUGCUGUUCAAGCUGCCAUUCUCUCUGGUGACACUUCUUCCAAGUCCACCAACGAGAUUCUCCUUCUCGAUGUCGCGCCAUUGUCUCUCGGUAUUGAGACUGCUGGUGGACAAAUGACCAAGCUCAUUCCAAGAAACACCACCAUCCCAACCAAGAAGUCUGAGGUCUUCUCUACCUUCUCUGACAACCAACCUGGUGUCCUCAUCCAAGUCUUCGAGGGUGAGCGUCAACGCACCAAGGACAACAACCUUUUGGGUAAAUUCGAGCUCACUGGUAUCCCACCUGCACCACGUGGUGUUCCUCAAAUUGAGGUCACCUUCGAUCUUGAUGCCAACGGAAUCAUGAACGUCUCUGCACUCGAGAAGGGAACCGGAAAGUCCAACAAGAUUGUUAUCACCAACGACAAGGGUCGCUUGUCCAAGGAGGAUAUCGAGCGCAUGUUGGCUGAGGCUGAGAAGUACAAGGCUGAGGAUGAGGCCGAAGCUGAGCGUGUUGCUGCCAAGAACGCUCUUGAGGGCAAGGCUUACCAAAUCAGAAGCUCUUUGUCUGAGGCUGACCACGAGCUCUCCAAAUCUAUCCCAGACCCAGCUGCCAAGGCUGAGUUGCAAGCCAGCGUUGACAAGAUCGUUGCCUGGGUUGACGAGAACCAACAAGCCACCAAGGAGGAGUACGCACAACAAGAGGCUGACCUUGAGGCAGCCAUCAAGAAGGCAACUGCUGGUGGAGCUGGUGGUGCCGGUGGUGAACCAGCUCAAGAUGCUGAGAUCGAGGAGGUCGACUAA